UAGAGAGAUGAAAUGGUAAAACAGAAAGCAUGACAUGGAAAGUAGAAACUCAUACUAAAAGGUAUAUAGUGGUUGGUUGGGAUCCUUUGGCUACAUAUUCCUGUUGAUUUUGGCAAUGGACGACACAUAUUCUUGGUUAGUUUUUGUGCCUACAUACAACGAUUAUAUUGGGGGUUUGUAAGCGAGCUUUUGAACAUUAUCUGUUUUGGGCAUUCAAACAAUGCAUUUAUGAUUUUACCCAUUGUCUUACAUAAUCAAAGUGGAUGACGCCUUUCUCACUGGAAAAUACAAGGAGACAGUGCUUAUUGCCACGAGUGUUGAUGGCAACAAGAAAAAUUUCCCCCUUGCAUUUGCUAUACUUGAAUUUCAGAACAACUCAAAUUGGACUUGGUUUUUCGUAAACUCUACAUGCAUUUAACUCAAUGGAGGGACAUUGGAAUGCACAUGUAAUCUAUAAUUUCCCUGAGGAAUUUGGUUGGAAUGGCGAUGGUGCAUACGACACGUGAAGAGCAAUUAUAGUCAAAUUUUUGGGCAUGUAUCCCAACAAUGAUUUGUUUGGAAGGCCUGUAAGUAUAAUUUAUGGUUUCUUCUUUCUUUUAUUUGGUAGUGGUUUUUUUUAAUAACUCUUACGUUAUUUUUUCAGUUAUUGUUUACCAACCUCGAAAGUAUGACGAAACAAUGAAGAAUAUAAGGACGUCUAUUCUAAAUGAGCAUAUUGGCUAGAAAGUCAUGAUUUUGAGAAGCGGGCAUUACAUCAUGAUUUUUCAAUGAUGAACAUGAAUGAGAUGCUUAAUGGUUUAUAUGUUGACAUCCAUGCAAUGCCAAUAUCAGUUUCUCAUAUUGCAUACCUUCUUCAGGUUGGUAGAACGGUUCGUUAAACGACACCAAAAGGCUAUCAAAAUGCUUGACAAAUGGAUACAUCAUCCAAAAAAAAAAAUCACCAAAGACAUGGAGCCAUGGAAGAAAAUUCUAACUUGCAUAAGGUGACUUUGUUCAACUGACGAGAUGUCAUUUUUUCAAUAGGGACGAGGAGGCCCUCUGUCACCAGGAAACGGGGUCAUGCUCAAAAAGUCACAUUUGUACUCCGUGUGGAAGAGGGAAUGCAGUUGUGUGAAGUUUCAAGGAAGACACUUGCCUUCCUCUCAUUCAUACGUCGCUGUCAGAAGAGUGCAAUGGACCCAUUUUGAUUUGUUAGUCCAUACUACAAGACUCAUUUAGUCGUCAAGGUUAGGGAUCACACAUUCAUGUCUUUGGCUCAUGAAGUUUAUUGCAAUGAGUACCUUGGAGCAUAAAACUGAUAUGGGUAGAUCAGGGAGACCACAACAAGUUUGAAGUAGUGCUUUGCAUGUCGAGUUGAAGGGCAUAAGAAGUGCAACUACCCCGGAAUGGGAGAUGACUGUUAAUGUUUAUGUGUGUUUAUGUUGUAAUGAAUAUGUAGGUAUUUUACUGUGUUUUGAUGAAUUUUGUUAUGCAUCAAAAUUUAUUUUCAUCUCUCCAUUAGCAGUAAGUGUCGACUUUAAUUUUUUUUAAAGGGUUUAUGAAAUUAUCGGGGUUGAUUAUAGAGAUCGAAAAAAUCAACCAACUAGUUCACUGCCACGCCAAAAUCUAGUAGUUUGAGAAAUUCUAAUGCAUAUGCUGAAAUUUUGUUUAGAGGGGCUUAUAUUUUGGGAAAACAUCGAAAAAAAUAGCACCUACCUAUUAAAUGGUGAGAACCCCACGUCAAAGCACUUCAUGGUCUCCUGCAUCCAAAAGCAUAAUACAAAGCUACAAGUUUUUUCUCCACCGGAUCCAAACAUACUGAACCACAAAACUUGGGCCAAAAUGUUACUUGGACCACACUCCAAUAUGUCCAAAACAUCACAACAUCGUUGAUACACGAAAUAUUUGCGUGUACCAAUCCAAAGAAACAGAUCUUUUUUUUUGUGAGAGUUGGACCCAAAAAACCAGGUUUCACGGCUGGGUAACACACUUAGAUUACAGGUGAUUCAUUCUUAGCAUGAUGAGGAGGUCAAUCUAAUCAACAAAUCACAAUCUACAACUAGCACAGACAGCGCGAUUAUCUUACUACCAGAAUCACUUGGUCCCUUUUUGGUUGACAUCUUAGUAAUUUUCACUGACUCGAGAUAUUUCCGAGUCUUGUGUGAACCUUUUAUACAAGUUAGUGUCCUUUUCGCGGUGGGAAAAAAAUCUCGUUGAGCAAAUCGAAACUGGUUUAGCUUUAUCGAGGCAAUCAUGAUGUGGACUGAAACUCACAGCACAGGAACACCCAGUAAUGGGAGAACCGAAGAGGGGCAAGUGGGGAACGGGGAACAUUAAUAAUGGUCAUGAGGUGAUUGAUUUCUAGCAAUUGGUACUCUGACCAGAAGGUAUGGGAGAGAAGCAAAACUAGCUUUUAAUGAAGACAACUAGUUCAUUGAAGUUGAAGUGGUGGGAGGCUACAGCUAGCUUAGCCAGAAAUGGCUGCCAUCAAGAAAAGUAAAAUUGUAUUGGUGUCAUAUUAACAUCAAAUUUAAUUAGGGACAGUUGUUGUCAAAAUUGGCCACUGGAAUUAGCUGUGGAACAGGAUUUGAUUGAAGGAAGUCCUCCCAACAUGAUUUUGGGUCCCUUCUCGAGGAUGGUGAUAUAAGUACACCUAUGGAAGGGUUAAAGAAAGUUGCGAUUUGUGUACUGCUGCUUUAAUGGAGGUAAAGCACGUAGCGAUUUGGAAGGGUUUGUAUAAUUCGACUUACAAUUGAGGUAUGUUUCAGAGGGGAAAAAAUUCGUUUUGGAAGGGUUUGUAAAAUUCGACUUACGAUUGAGGUAUGUUUCGAAAAAAUCACACCUGGUGGGACUCGAACCCACAAUCGUUUGAUUAGAAGUCAAACACCUUAUCCAUUAGGCCACAGGUGCAAUUGAUAAUAUUUGAUCAAUAUGGUUAAUUUAAAAUUUCGUGAAAGAUGAGAAAAUAAAUAUGAUUAAUGAUUACGGAUUACCGAAUAAUAAUGAUGAAAAAAUGGCAUUGCAAUUAACACAGCGGAUGAAUAAUAAUAAUAAUGAGGACCGAGCUCUUCAACACGCUGCUGCCGAUGGAGAUCCAGCACAGAAUCACUUCCAUCGCGGUUGACACCCUAUCCAGCGGGAAUGAUGAGUUGUUUUGGGCAGCCUCGGCGGACGGGCACUUUUUGGCAAAGUCGGCUUACAGCCUGCAAAACCAGGAAUUUCAGGACCCGGACGAGAAGCUUUGGAAGACUAUCUGGAGACUCCCGACUCCUAAGAGGAUCAGAACGUUCAUGUGGACGAUUCUUUUGGGGAAAAUUGCCACGAACUCACUUCGUUUUGCGAGGAAGUGCGCUAGUAACCCCUUCUGCUCCAGAUGCCAGGGAACCCUAGAAACCAUUUUGCACAUCCUCAGAGAUUGCCCGCCAGCGCGCUAUUUUUGGAACCGCCAGAUUCCGGGGGCAGAUCAGGGACGCUUUUUUAGCCUGGAUCAGGAUGCCUGGUUGCGAGAGAACAUUGGUAAGGAAGCUUCCACUGACAUGGGACCCUCCUGGGGGACCUUCUUUUGUACUGCAGUUUGGUUGAUGUGGAAGAACAGUUGCACCACUUCUUUUAAGGGGGAGCAAGCGGCUCUUUACCCUCCCUCGCUUGCUUAUUCCAUCAUGGCCAAGGUCAAGCUUUGGCAUGAGGCUUGGGUGGCCCCUUCUCCGAUGCCGGGAAACAGACGCCAACCAGCAGAUCGUGUCACAGCCAACAUUGGCUGGAAGCAACCCCCAGAAGGAUGGAUAGCUCUGAACAUUGAUGGUGCCUCGUGUGGGAACCCGGGUCAAGCCGGAGCUGGUGGUCUCCUUAGAGAUGCUUCAGGGAAGUGGAUCGCUGGCUUCACUGCCAGCAUUGGGUCGGCGACCGCGGCUCUGGCCGAGUUAUGGGCGUUUUACUAUGGUCUUGACUUAGCUUGGAAGGAAGGAUGCCGUGCUGUCAUUGUGCAGUCUGACUCUAAGCUGGCCAUUCAGCUUAUUGAGAAAAGACAUGAUCCUGUUCACCCUUAUUCUACUCUUCUCUUGGCCAUUCGGAGGAAAUUAAGCCUUGACUGGUUGGUGAGCAUUUCUCAUACAUACCGGGAAGGGAAUAGAGCCGCGGACUGGCUCUCGAAGCACAGUCCCGUCUAUCCCUACGGAAGGCAUGAACUUGCUAGCCCGCCCUCAGGGCUAAUUCCCAUUCCGCAGGAUGAUGCUAGGGGGGUGUGUUUUGAGCGCCAGAUUGUUCCCGGAACGCUUGCCCCUGCUCUGCCCUCUUAACCCCCUUUUCUGCUCUUCUUUGGCGGUUUCCGCCUCCUGUAAUGCAAAAAAAAAAAAAAAAUUAACACAGACAAUGUCAUGUUAUCAAUAGGCAGUAAUGGAUGGUAACUUAUCAUUUAUAUCUACUUAGCAACAAAGUAAAAUACUUCAUACCAAAAAUUUAAAUAACAUACCGUACCGACAGUUCAACCAGAAAAACCUCUUACUGAAGGCUAAAUCGGUAGGCCGUAUUUUAGCGGUAUGUAGGGCUGGCAAUGGGUCGGGUUCGGGACAAAUAGUGCAUAUCCGUUACCCUACCCAAAGCAGUUCGGGUUUUACCCAUACCCACAUAAGAAACGGGGAGAAAAUUCAAACCGUGCCCAUACCCGUUCGAGUUUCGGGUAUCCAUGGCUAUCCAUGGGUAAUAGUUUCUCUUUAUAACUCCAACCAAUACGUUAACAUUCACACGUAUUCUCACGUUACGUAAGACGAAAAGUACAACAAAAAUUCACUAGAAUGAAGAAAAUUAAUUAAAAUAACACAAUUUCAUAAAAAUGUUAUAUUUAUAUGCUAAAUAUAAAAUAUGUUAGAAAAAAUAUUAAUUAUAUAUAGACAAAAUACAUAUGAAUGUGUAUAAUCGGGCGGGUUCGGGUUGGAUAGUGAGAAAACCAUGCCUACCCAUGACCCACAAUAUUCGGGUUCGGGUUUUACCCGUACCCACUAAAAGUUCUUCGGGUUCGGGUUUUAUCCUACCCGAUUAGGUUGGAUUCGGGUUGAUAUCCACGGUUACGGAUAUUUUUGUCAUCCCUAGCAGUAUGAAGCGGUUAAACCACGAUUCUAACAUAAAAUACCGUAACGUUG
Molecule: messenger RNA, 5114 nt
Organism: Linum trigynum
Lineage: Eukaryota; Viridiplantae; Streptophyta; Magnoliopsida; Malpighiales; Linaceae
Source: the annotation of a GenBank genome assembly